AUUACGGACCGCUCUAGCCCUAGUAUAUAAUAUAUCGUAAAUGGUCACUCUGGUGCUCACGUUCCGUUUUGUGUGGAUGAGGAUUUACGGAACACAAGCACAAGGAUUCCCUGGACGAACGGAUAGCUUACAAAGAUUUGUUUUUUUGAAUCCCCAAGAGUGACGGCCGGUUAUCCGAAAUGCUGGCCCCGGCACCACUAACCAAGAUCACGCGUAUCGAGAUCGAUAUCAACAAGUUAGGACACUGGGCCAAAGUGAAGAAGACGCCGGUUCAGGUAUACGAUGUGUCCGAGCGUGUGUUUACAUCGAUGCAGAACCUGGAUAUCACCUCGCUGGCCAGCUACCCAGAGGCCGAAAUCCGUCCAGUGCUGCCAUCGCUGGUGCGCAUGAGUUUGCUCUCGCCGCUGGACAACACCACAUCGUCGAUGGAGUCUCGCAAACAGAUCCUGGCCGUUCUCAUUGGCAUCGAGGUUGUGAACAGCAUAGUCUCCUAUCUGCAGGUCAACUAUCACGAACUAGAGAAUGAACUGAAAAAAGAGCUGCAGACUCGCCAGAAGACCCCCUACUUUGAGGGCCAGCAGCAGGAGUAUGGUCUGCAGUCGGGCAUCGCCCUGGGCUUUGAACGGGCCGAUGUGGCGCGUAAAGUCCGCGUCGUGCUCUCCGAGAUAUUCAAUCUGCAGCAGCAGGUCUCCGAUCAGAAACCCGCCGCCCACUCGGAGAUGCUUGACGACGGAAUCUACCUCGAGGAGGUGGUGGACAUCCUCUGCAUUGCCCUGGCCGAACUACCCUCCCUGCUCAACAUUCUCGAGCUGACGGAUGCCCUGAUUAGCGUGCCCAACGGGUAUCGCAUUAUCACUGCGUUGGUGGCCAAUUUUCCCGACUGCUAUCGCGAUGUUGUCUCCCACGUGAUUGCCAACUACGACGAGGAUGGCAGUGACGGCAAGCACAGGCUCUCCCUGCUGAUGUCCCUCAGCGAAAUGAACCCCACCCAAGCACUGGCCAAUCGAACGCUGUGCGUGGAAAUGAUGAAGGGGCCCUCCUUCAUGCUUAAGCUGGCGCUUAAGCAUUCCGACGAUCUGAUCCCCUUCCUCACGGGCUUGCUGCUGGGAAACGAUCAGAACCUGCGCUGCUGGUUCGCGAUCUACACACGCUCCAGUCAGAAGCGCAAGGGUGAUGCCCUCAAUCUGGUUCGUGUGGAGCUGCUCCAGAAGGUUGUAAAGACGACCACAAAUGCGGCAGAGCUUAAGGACUUCAAUCUGCAGGGCGUGGUGCUGAUGCGGCUUUACUGCGCCCUGCGGGGCAUCGGCGGACUGAAGUUCAAUGACGACGAGAUAAAUGCGCUGUCGCAGCUGGUCACGAGCCGCCCCCAGCCGACGCCAUCGGGUCUGAGGUUCGUGACACUGGGGCUGUGCAUGCUGAUAGCCUGCCCCUCGCUUGUAUCGACUAUUCCGCUGGAGAUGAAGGCGAUUGAGUGGCUGCAGUGGCUGACGCGUGAGGACGCCUUCUUCUGCAAGCGCUCUGGAACAAGCACCUCGCUGGGGGAGAUGCUCCUCCUGCUGGCCAUCCACUUUCACAGCAAUCAGAUAACAGCCAUCAGCGAAAUGGUCUGCUCCACACUGGGCAUGCGCAUACCCAUCCGGCCGAACAGCACCAGCCGGAUCAAGCAGCUUUUCACCCAGGAGCUAUUUACCGAACAGGUGGUGGCUCUCAAGGCGGUGCGGGUGCCGGUGACGCCCAAUCUGAGUGGGACCAUACCCGGCUACCUGCCCGUACACUGCAUCCACCAGCUGCUCAAGUCGCGCACUUUCCUCAAGCACAAGGUGACAAUCAAGUCGUGGAUCUUCAAGCAGAUCUGCAGCGCGGUGCGGCCCAUCCAUCCCGUGAUGCCCGCCCUGGUGGAGGUCUUUGUCAACACACUGAUCAUUCCGAAUCCCACCGGCAAGGUCAACAUUGAUCACAUCCACAUGCCCUUCACCGAGGUGGAGAUACUGCACGUGUUCCGCACCUCCCAGCUCACAUUGUUCGGCGAGGACCUGCCGCAGAUGACAGAAAGCGAGGAGCUGGCCAAGGUCGAGAUCAGUUGCCCCCUCACUGCCCAGCUGCUUAUGAUCUAUUACCUGCUGCUGUACGAGGACACGCGCCUGAUGAAUCUCAGUGCCAUCGGCGGCCGGAAGCAGAAGGAGUACGCGAACAACUUCAUGGGAGGCCUUCCACUCAAGUAUUUGCUGCAGAAGGCCCACAAGUAUCACAGCGAAUAUCAGUUUCUGUUCCAUCCGCUUCUGCGGCUGGUCAUCUCCAACUAUCCGCACCUGAGUAUGGUGGACGACUGGCUGGAGGAGCACAAUCUGACGACCCUAGGCAUCGAAGCCCUUGACUGUCCCUGUCCCGAACUGACGCCCGAGCAGCUGAGCCGCGCCCUCGAACACAUCCAGACGAAGCCUCGGCUGGCCAUACGCAUAUUCAAACAGCUCUUGCAGCUGCCCGCCGAGUCACUGGCCCAGUACGGCCAGCAGCUGGUGAAGCACAUGCCGGUGGUAUUUCAGAAGUCGGUGCCACGCUACAUCAAGGACCUGUUCCACGAUCUCUGGCUACGCCUGAAUGCGGUUCUGCCCACUACGCUGUGGGUCAUGUCGCUGCGAGCCAUCACCAAUAGCGCGGACUCGAUCAAUCGCCGGACCUUUGCCAAUGAAAGCCUGCUGGAGCCAAUGGAAGUGCUAAGCUGUCCCAGGCAUGUGUUCUGCUCGCCAUAUCUGCUGAUGAUCAUGCUGCGCAUUCUUAAGGGCAGCCUGGCCGCCUCCAAAACAUAUCUGAACGUGUACAUGCAGCAGAAGCAGGUGCUGGACAAGAACGGGCUGGUACAGACAGACGCCGACCGAGAGGAGCUGAAGACGACGCUGAUUGCCUCGCAGGAGAGUGCUGCGGUACACAUACUGCUUGAAGUUUUGGAGUACAUGUCAAAUAAUUCCAAGGAUCGCCUGUCCCAUCUGGAGCUGCGCGAGAUCCAGGGCAUCAUUGGGACAUAUGUGCACCAGGCGUUCAUAUCAGAACCGUCGCUGGCAAAGCUGGUGCACUUCCAGACGUACCCCAAGUCGGUGAUCCCGAUGAUGGUGGCUAGCGUGCCGUCGAUGCAUAUUUGCAUCGACUUUGUGCACGAGUUCCUCAACGUCAACGAGAUGGACAAGCAGAUAUUCACCAUUGAGCUGACCUCCCACCUGGUCCUCAAUUACUCGAUACCCAAGAGUCUGGGCGUGUCCAAGUUCUGCCUGAAUGUGAUACAGACGACUCUGUCGCUGCUCACCGUCUCCUCCAAGUGCAAGUUCCUGCGCCACGUGCUGCCGGCCAUGGUGCGGUUCGUCGAGACGUUCCCCAUACUGGCCGACGACUGUGUCAACAUUCUGAUGAACACCGGCCGCAGCCUCCACUCGCAGUCGUCGCUGGGCGUGACCACGAUGGAAAUGCCUCUCACGGAGAGUGCAAAGCUCUGGUCGUACCGGGAUGCCCAGAUGCAUAUCGUACUGAUAGAGGACGCUUUCAAAGCCCUGGUCUCCGCAGUGAUGCAGAAGUCCGAGUUGUAUUAGCCCAAUACAGAAAACAGAAUAUAGAAUACAGAGAAUAUGCUAGAAUAAUAUAGAAUCCAUAUCCAUAGAUGUACAUAAUUCCCGUUGUACCUUCCCCUGCCCCUGCACCCUUUUACCAAUCUCCAAAUUUGUUAUAAUGUGUAAUAAAAUUCAUAAAAUGACCAAAA
This is a messenger RNA of Drosophila pseudoobscura, 3745 nucleotides long. It is a transcript of the gene IntS2, whose product is annotated as integrator complex subunit 2. The coding region runs from base 180 to 3578 and encodes 1132 amino acids. Lineage: Eukaryota; Metazoa; Arthropoda; Insecta; Diptera; Drosophilidae. The record is from RefSeq and is a predicted model, not a curated record. Gene Ontology annotation, cellular component: integrator complex. Gene Ontology annotation, biological process: snRNA 3'-end processing. The transcript has 3 exons.